This is a messenger RNA of Exophiala bonariae, 1971 nucleotides long. RefSeq lists its product as uncharacterized. Bases 1 to 1971 code for a protein of 656 amino acids. NCBI's taxonomy places the organism in Eukaryota, Fungi, Ascomycota, Eurotiomycetes, Chaetothyriales, Herpotrichiellaceae. Gene Ontology annotation, biological process: transmembrane transport. Gene Ontology annotation, cellular component: plasma membrane. The transcript has a single exon. The record is from RefSeq and is a predicted model, not a curated record. Gene Ontology annotation, molecular function: transmembrane transporter activity.
AUGGAGAGCGUGCCAAAAGACCGUCCGAAUGCUCUACCCGUAUCUCAAGCCUCGAACGAGCAUCGCCCACUUGAAGAAAAGAGCAUAGAGAGCAUCAGCUUCCGUACAGAUUCCACGAAGCCUGUCAACUUUCGAGAAGCAGACGCAACAAAGGUCCGUGAGGUACAGCAGAAUGGAGUCAGCCGGAUUGAAGCAUUCUCUCGACUCUUCGGACGCACCCAUCCCGUCGCUAUCACUCUUUACUUCUGUAUCCUCGCUGUCAGUGUUGCCUUCUCUCUUGAUCAAUCUACCACUGCAGCAUAUGAUGUCUAUGCGACAGGAGCAUUCAAUCGACAAUCCUAUAUCGGAACGAUCGAGAUCGUGGAGGCCAUCAUAGUGGCUGUCUCAAAACCAUUCAUAGCCAAGAUUUGCGAUGUCUUUUCCCGACAAACAGCCUACAUCCUGAUUCUGGUGUCCUAUGUUAUUGGAUAUAUCGUUGUUGCGACCUCCACCAGCGCGGCUGCACUUUGUGUGGGUCGAGUGAUAUCGUCUACUGGCCAGUCCGGCUUCGAUCUCAUAACGGACAUAAUUGUUGGUGAUCUAAGCCCACUACAAUGGCGUGGCUUCACCUCCGCCAUGACAUCGUUUCCUUUCCUCUUCCUACCAUUCGUAGGGUCCAAGAUUCAGGCGAGUCUUUGCACGGGCAAUACCGAUGAAUGCUGGAGAUGGGGUUUUGGAAUGUUCUGCAUCAUUGCACCCGUUCUGGUGUCACCCAUCAUCAUCACCCUGUUCUAUGCGGACCGACAGGCCAAAAAAGCUGGAGAAUUGUCUUUUGCAGCCAGUCGUCUUGAAGCCAAGAAAGCACAGGAGGCUCAAACCAUGCAAGUGCAACGGAGUAGUCUGAACAACCGCUUCACCACGUUCGGCAGAUUACUCGACGAGAUUGAUAUUAUCGGACUGCUGUUACUGGCAUUGGGAUUCGCAUUGAUUCUCCUACCUUUCAGCCUUGCACGUGAUGCUGACGGCGGAUGGUCGAAUCGAUCCAUGAUUGCCAUGAUAGUAUGCGGUUUUGUCAUCCUCGGAUUAUUUAUAAUCUGGGAUGUUAAAUAUGCAAACUAUCCCCUCCUGAACAAACGGGUCUGGCACAAUAAAACGUUCAUCUCCGCUGUCAUCAUCGAUAUCUUCUACAUGGUCAGUGGGAAUGUUCGUUCCACAUACUACACUACAUGGGUUUAUGUGAUCAAGCCUUGGAAUAAUUACGAGUGGGGCAACUUCGUCGCUAUCACCACCGUCACUCUAACUUUAUUCGGCCUCCUCGCCGGAUUGUACCAUCGUAUUUUCCACAGGUACAAAGCCUUGCAGCUGUUUGGGCUUUCACUUCGAGUCUUGGCUUUAGGACUCACGUACUGGGCCGUUGGAUCGAACGCGAGCGCAGCAGCCUUGGUCUUCUCCCAGCUGCUCAAUGGGAUGGGUGGAGCGAUGUCUGUGGUUGGUACACGAGUCGCCUCCCAGGCCUCUGUCCCUCAUCAGGACUUGGCCAGUAUCAUAUCUCAGCUGGCUCUCUGGACCCGACUGGGUUCUUCUGUGGGCUCCGCCAUCUCGUCGAGCAUGUAUACCAACACGUACAGGGCGAAUCUACUUCGUGAAGGCCUUACUGCAGAACAAGCGACAAUUUUCUACGGAAGUGGGACAAAAGCACGUGCACAAUUCGCCUGGGGCAGUGAAACCCGCGAAGCAGGAAUUCGCGCUUUCACGAAGACUAUCCGGCCUAUGUUCUUGACAGCGCUUUGUCUCUCGGUGAUUCCAUUGCUUGCUGGACUUGUCAUGCCGAACUACUAUCUGGGGCGCACUCAAAACGUUGUGGAUGGGACCACCAAUGGUGGCGCUGUGAUUGAUGAAUUCCAAAAUGAGAGACAUCGUGGUAAUGAUGGGGCGGUAGAUCGAGUUGAUCACCAACAGUCCUGGCUCCAAAGGCAAUGGCAAAAGCGCUGA